GGGAAAAAAACUGAAAUGUCAAUUGGAAAUUGCAAUUGGCCCGACGAUAUCCGAAUUCCGAAAGCAAAAUAAAAAGAGGCGUAAACCGUUCAUAAAUCUAAUUAUUACAAUAAUUUAAAAUGAUUCGCUUCAUUUUAAUACAAAACCGCGCUGGUAAAACUCGGUUGGCAAAAUGGUAUAUGAACUUCGAUGAUGAUGAAAAACAGAAACUAAUAGAAGAAGUACAUGCUGUCGUGACAGUACGAGACGCUAAACAUACAAAUUUUGUUGAGUUCAGAAACUUCAAAAUUGUUUAUAGACGAUAUGCUGGCCUCUACUUCUGUAUAUGUGUGGAUGUAAAUGACAAUAACUUAUGCUAUUUAGAAGCUAUACACAAUUUUGUUGAAGUCCUUAAUGAAUACUUCCACAAUGUUUGUGAAUUGGAUCUGGUAUUUAAUUUUUAUAAAGUGUACACUGUUGUGGAUGAAAUGUUUUUGGCUGGUGAGAUAAGAGAAACAUCCCAGACUAAAGUUCUAAAACAACUUCUUAUGUUGAAUUCUUUAGAGUAAAUCAUUAAUUAUUGGAUACUACUACCACAUUUGUAACAAAUCAUCUAGUAUUACUGUUAUGUCUAGCAAUAUUUAGUGUAGAAAAUUGUUGAAAAAAGAUUGUCAAGUUAUGAUUAUGUUCAAUCUUGGAGAGCUUUAGAUGUUUCUUGUAUAGUUAUGUGGAGUCGGUGCCCAGUGCACUGUGCGGGAAAAAAGGCAAGUGUUUCCAGACCUUUCAUUGUAUCAACAUUAUGAAAUCUCAUUAAUUCUAAGUAUUGCUGAAUGAAAUUCUAACAAUUUACAGAAAUGUUGAAGUUGCUCUAUGUAUAUCAUUUUUGGGUCUACUAAAGUAACCAGUACCUAUAAUAUUUUCUAUUUGUCUUCUCUGAGUUUUAUAUUGAGUGUGUCCUCAAAUGUAAUGGUCAAAAUAUAAUAUGUAAAUGUCAUACUUCACAGGGAGCAUUCACCUGUAAUUUUAUGUUACAGAUUCCAUGUCAAAUUUAAUGUUCCAUUACAGGCCAUUCCAUCUACAGGUGUGAUGUAACACUCGAAGUUGAAUCUAAAAUGUUAUAUUACAGGUGAAUGCACGGUGGGGCAGCACCAUUCCAAAAAGGUUUCUAUCGGGAAAGUGUAAAAACUGUUUCUUUUAUCUACAUUUUAUUUAAUGUAUUUAUUAUUAUUAUAAAUAUUUCAUAAAUAAAUAGUGUCAGGUUUGGCAAAAACAUAUUAUAACAUUUCUUAAAAUGUAAUUCCUGCCUUUAAAAUGUAAUAUUGUAUGAUACAGUAAAAAUAGAAACUGCAGGUACAAAAUAUUUGCUUAGCCUGAUUCACAAAUAGAGAUUUAUGGAUCUUAAGACAUUGUAUAGUCUUGUAUUAAUGUUAAAUCAUAUUAUUUGUUACUUAUUUUUACUUUUAUUGUGCUUUACAUUAUUUGGAUUAUGAUAAAUGAAAUACUUGAAUGAUAUUGCUUUUUGAUAGAUUUUUGUUAGUUUACACACAAUAAUAUUUGAAUAUAUGAAGCCCUUAAACUGCAACGGGAGAUUGUUAAUUGCAAAAUAUCAAUCAUAUACAUUUUUUAUAGUUAUCUACAUUAUUUGUAGACUUAAGACACUCAUUGGUAAUCCUGAUAAUACCUCUAACAGUGGGUUACAUAGGCCAUGUGGACCCAUAAACCACUUGUCUUCAAAAAACUUAAACUGAGUCAAGCGAUAACUCCUCAGUUCUGAAAUUUAAACAACUUUUUGAUAUCGAGCUUGAGUCUGGCUCUUGAGUUUGCUCAGAGCCUCUUCUUGCAUAAUAUUUUUUCUAAACAUACAGAUGUCAUUAACGAAUGAAACCUGGGAUAUUUUUAAAAGACAAAAUUCUAAUUAUUUUCAAAUAUGUAGAAUUGUAUUGUUUAUCAUUUGUGCUAGAAAUGUUAUUAUGAAAAUAAUUCCAAGAUUUAAAACUGUAACAAUUCAAUUGCAGAAAAUUUAUUGAAGUAGGUGUUACUUUGCGGAAAUCCAUGAUUAUUCAAAUGUUUUGAGUUUUCUUUUCUUUAGUGUUAAUUCCGCCAAUUCUUCAUCUUAAAACAAUUCGACACGUGUUUCGCCUCUACACAAGGCAUCCUUAGGACAUGUUGACUCACCAAACUAAGUAGUUCGGUAUCAAAUUGUUUUAAGACAAAUAUUGAAUUAACUCUAAAGAAAACUCAAAACCAUUUCGAUAAUUCAAUUGUAUUAAACUCAUUCCAAUUGCUUGUGUUUUUUUAGUUAGAUCUAUACUAACUGUAGUCAAAUAGUUUUAUUUAUGUUUCAACCAUCUAUUGAUGAGAAAACUAUUGUAAACACAUAAAAUUUAUUUAAAUAUUAGAGUAAUCUUAUAUAUGUGUGCAACAUUAAAAUAAAGCAAUUAUUAUUACCA
Messenger RNA from Leptidea sinapis, 2429 nucleotides. RefSeq names its product AP-2 complex subunit sigma (gene AP-2sigma). Gene Ontology annotation, biological process: clathrin-dependent endocytosis; intracellular protein transport. Bases 120 to 548 code for a protein of 142 amino acids. The transcript has 4 exons. Gene Ontology annotation, cellular component: AP-2 adaptor complex; membrane coat; intracellular membrane-bounded organelle. NCBI's taxonomy places the organism in Eukaryota, Metazoa, Arthropoda, Insecta, Lepidoptera, Pieridae. The record is from RefSeq and is a predicted model, not a curated record. Gene Ontology annotation, molecular function: clathrin-cargo adaptor activity.